Molecule: messenger RNA, 2186 nt
Organism: Pollicipes pollicipes
Lineage: Eukaryota; Metazoa; Arthropoda; Thecostraca; Pollicipedomorpha; Pollicipedidae
Product: N(G),N(G)-dimethylarginine dimethylaminohydrolase 1
Exons: 7
Coding region: 598-1503 (301 amino acids)
Biological process (GO): arginine metabolic process; positive regulation of nitric oxide biosynthetic process
Molecular function (GO): dimethylargininase activity; amino acid binding
Source: RefSeq, a predicted model, not a curated record
UACUCGUCAGAGCUGAUUUGGGCACGGUUGUUUGCGCUCGGUUGCGUUGGUGCGAGGCACAUACAGAUAGCCUACAAGCGCGGGCAAUUGGCCUAUCUGUAUUUUUCCUCAGACUCUUAGCAGUUGUGCUGCACCCGGCUGAAGCCGCUGGGCUACUGGUACUGGUCAUUUCAUUGAUUUUGCAAGACUGCAUCCAAGAGUCUUCUGAAGAUAUUGAAAUUAUUAGACUGAAAAACUAUCUGGCCUUAGACAGGGUCUGUCAGCGAUAAAUGGAAUAUCUUCAUUCGCAUAAGUAUUUAUAGUCCCAUGUGCACUCGUGGAUUCAUACAUAAAUGUCUGAAAAAAAUGUAUGGCUCGUUGGUUUCUUUACCCCCUUAGAUUCUGAAGCUGGAUAUCACAAAUCUGUGUCUCUCUGUGUCCCCAAACGGCUCUGGAGUUUUCUUUGAGUGGAAAUUGUUAGGUUCGACAAUUCCCCUAAACCAAGACCUUGUGGAUCAGCUUGUUAACUCAAUGGCCGCACAAAAUGCAAGGUUAUCUCAAUGGCCGCGCAAAAAGCAAGGUUAACUGAGUGGCCGCACAAAAGGCAAGGUUAACUCAAUGGCCGCACAAAAAGCAGGACCGAUUGGGCAAGACUGCGUGAUUCUUAAGACCACCGAAGCCAGCCCGCCGCCGACCAUGGCCACGUUCGGGCGCUACACGCACGCCAUCGUGUGCCGCGUGCCCAACUCGUUCAAGGAGUCGGCGCUGGGCCUGAGCGGGCCGGUGGCGCUGGACGAGGCGCGCCGCCAGCACGAGGCGUACGUGCGCGCCCUGCGCCAGCUGGACGUGGACGUGAUUGAGCUGCCCUCCGACGAGAAGCACCCCGACUGUGUGUUUGUCGAGGACUGUGCGGUUGUCUGCAACGGCAUCGCGCUGCUCUGCCGGCCGGGUCACGCGUCCAGACGCGGCGAGGUGGACACGAUCCGUGCCGUGAUCAAGAAGGAGCUGGAGCUGCCCAUCGUCGAAGUUCUCGACCCGAAGGCGACGCUGGACGGUGGUGACGUGCUCUUCACCGGGCGUGAGUUCUUCGUCGGCCUGUCGGGCCGCACCAACGAGGCGGGCGCGGCGGCGGUGGCGGCCGCCUUCCCCGAGUUCUCGUGCACGCCGGUUCGCGUGCCAGCCGGCGAGCUGCACCUCAAGUCGCUGGUCACAAUGGCGGGGCCGGAUAUCCUCUGCGUCUCGGAGACCGACGAGUCGCAGACCGUGCUGAAGCGCAUCGAGCGGGAGGCGACGUUCCGGUACCAGACGCUGACGGUGCGGGAGCCGGCGGGUGCCAAUUGCGUGCUCGUCAACGGCACUCUGAUCCACCGGCCGCGCUCCGAGUGUCCGGAUGCCUGUGACGUGUUCGAGGACCGCCUGAGCACGGCCCUGCACCCGGUCUGCAUCAGCGAGCUGGCCAAGGCGGACGCAGGGCUCACGUGCUGCUCCAUCCUCAUCCGCAAGUCCAAGCGGCCGCAGCUAUGAUGGAGCCGGCCAGCCGGACGCCCCGCUCAGUCUGCAGCUUCGGCGGUGUUAUGUUCACGACCGGGCGCGGCUCGGCAGGCUCACACUAGAAUCUCGCCUCGGCGUGCCCAGCACGUGGGCUCGCGAGAGUCCCGGUCAGUGCGCAGGUUCGUGCGGUGUGUUGAGUUCGCCGCCUAAAUCCGUUCGUAUUUUGCAAGGCGUUGCCUUUUAUGUUGGUUGGCCAAUGCCCACCAGAGCAAAUUGAUUUGCGCUAGCUAUUGUCGGAGCGUUUGAUCUAGUCAUGCAGGCAUGAUAGCAGGUGUACUGAAAGAAUCUCGUUUUCGUGAGGACGGCGCACCGCUCAGCUUUGUGCAACCCUCGGCGCGGUUGUCCCCGGCGAGGAGCUCGAGUCUGUCGACCUGCGUGUCACUGGAUCAAUCCCAACGAACGGCUUGUCACCCGCGAGUACGUGCACAAAGUCCGGCCGAGGAGCAUUGCAGUCUCACGCGCGCUGCGCCGUGACCAUCGUCCCGCGCCACCAUCAGUGACAGUCACUGCUGCUUCCAAGCGGGAUCACCACCCCGCCCGCCCGCAUCGCAUUCCAGCUCGCCGCCAUGUCUGUGUCCGCUUUGGCGCGGGUGUGUUUCUGUAUCGUCACCGUAUGUUUAGUGGGCAGCAUGACCGAGUUCUAUGAAUAUAGCUUC